Molecule: messenger RNA, 1458 nt
Organism: Cercopithifilaria johnstoni
Lineage: Eukaryota; Metazoa; Nematoda; Chromadorea; Rhabditida; Onchocercidae
Source: the annotation of a GenBank genome assembly
AUGUAUCUGUCAUACUAUUUGGUAGUGCUAAUUUUGCCGUUAUACGUCGCGCAAAUAACGGUACCAAAUGGAGGCGAUGAGGGAAUACAAGCAGCAAUAAGAAAUGACGAUGAAAUAAAGAUUGUGGCUAAUGACAGUAAAGUAAACGAAAAACGGCACAAAUGUGAAGUAUGCGGUAAGCAGUUCGGAUACACAGGCACUCUGCAACGCCAUAAGAUGACACAUACCGAUGAAAAGAAUAACAAAUGUAACAUAUGCAAUAAAGCGUUCCAAAGGCCCUACAAUCUGAAGGGCCACCAAUUGAUGCAUGGAAGCGAACGACCAUUCAAAUGUUACGUGUGCAACGAAGCAUUUCGAAGAACCGGCAGUUUGAAGAGACACUAUUUGACUCACGGAAAUGUACGACCAUACAAAUGUCACGUGUGCAAUAAAACAUUCAAUGACUCCAGCAAUCUGAAGAGACACAUAUUGACGCAUGGAAACGAACAACCAUUCAAAUGUCACAUAUGCAGUAAAGCAUUCAAAGAAUCCGGGUAUCUGAGGAAACACAUAUUAGUACAUGGAAACGAACGACCAUUCAAAUGUCACGUUUGCAAUGAAACAUUCAAAGAGUCCAUCAAACUGAAGAGACACAAUUUGACGCACAGAAACGAACGACCAUUCAAAUGUUACGUGUGCAAUAAAGCAUUCAAAAGAUCCGACAAUUUAAAGAGACAUUGUUUGACGCAUGGAAACGUGCGGCCAUUCGAAUGUAAAGUGUGUAGUUGGAAAUUCAUUCAGAAAGGUGAUUUGAAUAGACAUAUUAAAGAGCAUAAAAGUUCGGAUGAAAAGCUAUAUUCUACAGUACCAAAUGGAGGCGAUGAGGCAAUACAAGUAACAGUGAGAAACGACGACGAAAUAAGAACUAUGGCUGAUGGCGGAAAAGUAAUCAAAAAAUGGUUCGAAUGUAAGGUAUGCAAUAAACCUUUCAAAUGGUCCAGCGUUCUAAAGAGACACAUAUUGAUGCAUGGAAACGAACGACCAUUCAAAUGUCACGUGUGCAAUAAAACAUUCAAAGAGUCCAGCAAACUGAAGAGACACAAUUUGACGCACAGAAACGAACGACCAUUCAAAUGUUACGUGUGCAAUAAAGCAUUCAAAAGGUCUGGGAAUUUGAAGAGACACAUAUUGAUGCACGGAAGCGAACGACCAUUUAAAUGUCACAUGUGCAGUAAAACAUUCAAAGUACCCGGGAAUCUGAAGAAACACAAAUUGACACAUGGAAACGUGCGGCCAUUCAAAUGUAAAGUGUGUAGUUGGAAAUUCAUUCAGAAAGGUGAUUUGAAUAGACAUAUUAAAGCGCAUAAAAGUUCGGAUGAAAAACUCUAUUCUACAGUAAGUUGCUCAAUGAUAUCGAUAUCAGAUAUCAUUGACACAGAAAUAUCAAUAAGGGAAAUAAUUAGAUUCGCAGGACUAUAA